CUGAGCACGACUCUAGAGAUGCGUUUUGUACUCACGUAUUAAGUAAGACGUGGAGAUGUUGAUACUGUUUAUUCUUCGGCUCUCGUUUUUUUUCACCGAUGCUGUGGCAGAGGUCAAGGAUAAUCAGCCUCCGCUGAUAAUAGUAUCACUGGAUGGAAUGGAUUGGCGAGCACUGAAGAGUCAACGAUCCAAGACUACUAAUCUAAACUUCAUCGCACAAACUGGAGUCAACGCCGAAUACAUAAAAAAUGUUAUGCCGACCUCUACAUGGCCCAAUCAUCAUACUGUUCUCACUGGUCUGUACUCGGAAAGUCACGGUAUUGUGGAUAACAGAUUUUGGGAUCCUGUGUACGAAGAAGAGUUUAUUUUCGCUUACGACUGUUCAAACUUUGAUCCCAAGUUUUACAAUGCAUCAGAGCCAAUAUGGCUUAGUCUGCAAAAACAAGGAGGACGUAGCGCAUCGUACUUUUGGCCUGCAACAACCAGUUACUCAGUCAAACCCACAUACUACGAAAAGGAAACCUGCUUCGGCAUAGAUUGUGGUGCAAUCGAUUCUAAGGACCUUCCAAAGUACAGAAAUAGAACUCUUCCACCUGGCUCAGGUGCGCCAUACAUCCACUGUGUGUUCGACGUGAGAGGUCCGUGGUCGGCACGGGUAGAUAAGGCGGUAGAGUGGCUUAGUUUGGACAAACCACCGCAUUUCAUCGCUCUCUAUUUUGAACAGCCCGACCUGGUAGGUCACUCACACGGGGUUUCCUCAGAGGAGUACAGGCAGAUGGUGGAAAAUGUUGAUGUCAAUGCCGUUGGAUACUUACUCAAGCGUUUAAAUGAAAGCGAUUUUCUGCAAAAGGUGAACUUGAUAGUCAUUAGCGAUCACGGAAUAGAUAACACUUCCACGAGUCGUCGAGUGUACUUAGAUGAUUACAUCGAUCCCUCGAGUUACACAGUGCUACAUACGGGGUCUGUACCAGCCCACAUCUGGCCUAAGCUAGGAAUGACAGACAUCAUCUACCAAAACCUUACAAGAAAUUCAAUACCUCAUGUCCGUGGAGUUUACAAAAAAGAGGAAAUACCCGAUGAGUAUCACUGGAAGAAUAAUCGUCGAAUUCCUCCGAUCCUUAUCGAAACUGAAGUUGGUUGGGUGGUAACACGUUCUCGAAACGACACUUUGAAAAAAGACCUAGGGUCACAUGGCUGGCCACCUGACCAAUCAAAAAGCUACUCAAUAUUUUACGCCCGCGGUCCGGCUUUCAGGGAAGGUGUAGUGGUGAACCCUUUCAACACCGUGGAUCUGUACCCCCUGAUGAGCAAACUUCUUGGAAUAAACCCACGUCCAAACAACGGCUCAAUUGAAAAUGUCAAAGACGUUCUUAGAGAGGGACAAACCACCGCCGGAAAAGUGCUGCAUCACCUCUGCUUGAGGCUUGUGUUGCUAACACUUCUUAUGGCCUUCGCAUUUAUUAACAAUUGAAACAAUUAAGUUUAAUUUCUUGAAAGUGACGAGAAGGGCAACUGAAACCGAGCCAAAACACAUCAAUUUGCUCGUGAUCAGUCUUCCUCAGGGUUUAGUAAUUUUCUAUUAAGUUUGCACGUUGGCCAGUAUUGUCAGCUGCUUUUAGUGUUAAAGGUGUCACUACCUCAAGUUUUUAUUGGUUUUAAAGUUUAGAAGGCUUUUUUAAACAGAGGGACGCUAUCAGUAAUUCUGUUUUCAAUCCUGUUUUAAGUCUCUCAGCCUUUUUUAUUGUAACCUUAGAAACAGCAAUCACGAUUUAAACCAGGUCUUUUGUACUAAAUGGUUUUCAUUGGUUGGCAUUAAACAUCACCUAUAUGGCUGUGUAGAUUAAGUAACCCACUCAGCCAGUGAUAUACACUGCACAUCGGACAUGACCAACACUAAAGCCUCACACGCAGCCAAUCAGAAGUCAAGCUGUUCUAAACUAAACUUUUCAAAACCAAUCCCGAAUCGCUCACUUGUGUGUAAAUGUUCUUGAGGCCAGUGUAGCGUAAUUAAUCUUAUUUGUCAUUGGUUCUUCUGAUCUGGUUAUCCGUUCUAAUUGGUUUGAUUUUGCAAUUUCACAAUAUCUUUAGGAAAAGGGCACUCUUUUAUUUAUUAAGGAUUUUAUUGCAAGAAAUGAAACGAUAAUAAUUUCGUAGAUACACAAGUUUGAGUCCGCUAUACGAACAGUUUCCAGGACUCGCUUUUUUGUUAUUAAAGUGCACAGAACACUA
Messenger RNA from Pocillopora verrucosa, 2229 nucleotides. RefSeq names its product bis(5'-adenosyl)-triphosphatase enpp4. The record is from RefSeq and is a predicted model, not a curated record. NCBI's taxonomy places the organism in Eukaryota, Metazoa, Cnidaria, Anthozoa, Scleractinia, Pocilloporidae.